GUUGUCCCCCGCCACACUAGGGGUGGGGGAAUAUAUGGUCACAAAAAAUGAAAAGUAAACUUCGAUCGUGUUAAUGAGCUUUCUUUUUUUCUUACUCAGGCUACUGCAUAGCAUCGCUAAGUGAUCCUAAGAAGCGGAAAGGACAUAUACCGUACCGAGACAGUAAGCUUACCAAACUCCUGUCUGAUAGUUUGGCCGGUACAGGUGUCACGUUAAUGAUUGCAUGCAUAUCACCAGCUCGGUCAAAUGCUAGUGAAACAAUAAGCACGUUAAGAUAUGCAGCUCGUGCAAAAAAAAUCAAAACCAAACCAGUGAUUGUUAUGGACCCCAGAGAAGCAUUAAUCGUCAGUUUGAGGCGCGAGGUAGAGGCGCUUCAGAACGAAAACGAUCAUUUGCGAAAGGCUUUGGAUAUUAACAAGACGUCGUCUGCUAGUAUUUCAAAUGUAAAAAUGCCACCCAAUAUGGACAUGGACCGGUUAAUACAAAUGGACCCCAAGGAGCUUGUGGAUCUAGUCAAACACUACGCGAAUGAAAACGAGGCGCUACGCAGAGAAAACGCCGAGCUAUUCAACUCCAGGGACCUAUUACAGAGAGACCACGAAAUUGUUUGUAGGGAGAACGAACGGCUGCUGAAGAAACUCGAAGACGUCAACUCGGCAUGUAUAAGGUCUCCAAUAAUUCCAGCACGUGGCCAAUAUAUUGACAAAGUAGAAACGCCUUCGAUAAACAGCUCUCUAAACACUCAAAUUAUAGAAAUGGAAAAUAAUAAAUUGGAAAGAGAAAAAACGGAUUUACCUAUGACUUAUCAAAAAGAAAUAGAUAAAAAARGGAUCGGAAAUAAUAAAAGUAAUUUCGUGAGCUCUUUCAAGAACCGAAGAAAAACAUCAUCGGAUAGUUGUAAAGCACCGUUAAAACCAACAUCAACUAAAAGAUCACUGGAAAUGGUUGACCACGUASAGUCUUCGUCAUUGAUGGACGGGCCUUACAAGAUAUUCGACGAUGGGCUCAACUCGGCAGCCUCAACGCUCGCAUCCAUCGUCAGCCGACAAGCGUUCGACAUACCACGAACGGACAGAGACAGCGGUGGAGGUGGUGAGGAUGACGAAAUCGGCAGUGCGGGUGAUCGGCGGAGCGCCGGUGGUCGAUUUUCACUUCCGGACAUCGUAGGUCCCAGUAACAGCAUCAGCAGUGGCUUGCGAGCAAGACGGGACAGCAUCGGGAGUGGCGUGCACACGCGGCAAGACAGCCAAGCUAAAGGUCGAGAUCCGUUUGGAAGUCCAGUUACGCCACAGCCGUACAAUGGAUUUAGGUACCACGCUGGUAAUACUAGGGCUGCCAUCGCUGCCGCCAAAACAGCCGCAGCGUCCGGUUGA
Messenger RNA from Diuraphis noxia (Russian wheat aphid), 1373 nucleotides. Its product is annotated as kinesin-like protein KIF12. NCBI's taxonomy places the organism in Eukaryota, Metazoa, Arthropoda, Insecta, Hemiptera, Aphididae. Gene Ontology annotation, molecular function: microtubule motor activity; microtubule binding; ATP binding. Gene Ontology annotation, biological process: microtubule-based movement; mitotic spindle organization; spindle elongation. Gene Ontology annotation, cellular component: microtubule associated complex. The record is from RefSeq and is a predicted model, not a curated record.